Molecule: messenger RNA, 3822 nt
Organism: Ilex paraguariensis (yerba mate)
Lineage: Eukaryota; Viridiplantae; Streptophyta; Magnoliopsida; Aquifoliales; Aquifoliaceae
Source: the annotation of a GenBank genome assembly
AUGGCGCUGUUCAGACGCUUCUUUUAUCGGAAGCCGCCGGAUCGGCUUCUCGAGAUCUCCGAGAGGGUCUACGUGUUUGAUUGUUGCUUCUCCACCGACGUAUUGGAUGACGAUGAGUACAAAACAUACAUGGGUGGCAUUGUGGCUCAGCUACAAGACCACUAUCCCGAUGCUUCUUUCAUGGUUUUUAACUUCAGAGAAGGUGAAAGGAGGAGCCAAAUUUCUGACAUACUGUCUCAGUAUGACAUGACAGUCAUGGAGUACCCUCGGCAAUAUGAGGGCUGUCCACUCUUACCUUUGGAGAUGAUCCACCACUUUUUGCGAUCCAGUGAGAGCUGGCUGUCGUUGGAGGGCCAACAAAAUGUAUUGCUGAUGCACUGUGAAAGAGGAGGGUGGCCCGUACUUGCCUUCAUGCUGGCAGGUCUUCUUCUAUACAGAAAACAGUACACUGGUGAGCAGAAGACUCUUGAAAUGGUAUACAAGCAAGCUCCUAGGGAACUUCUUCAUCUUUUGUCUCCUUUGAAUCCACAACCUUCCCAGAUGAGAUACCUUCAAUACAUUUCCAGAAGAAAUUUGGGUUCAGAUUGGCCACCAUCAGAUACACCUCUUGCUUUGGAUUGUAUCAUUCUAAGGAUCCUUCCCUUGUUUGAUGGGGGUAAGGGUUGCCGACCAGUUGUUCGAGUAUAUGGUCAGGACCCUUCUUCAACAAGCGCAAAUAGAAGUUCUAAACUUUUGUUUUCUACUUCAAAGACAAAAAAAUAUGCUCGCCUCUAUCAACAGGAAGAGUGUGCACUAGUGAAAAUAGAUAUUCAUCGUCGUAUUCAAGGGGAUGUUGUCCUUGAGUGCAUUCAUUUGGAGGAUGAUUUAGUUAGGGAGGAAAUUAUGUUUAGAGUCAUGUUCCACACAACAUUUGUCCGGUCGAACGUUUUGAUGUUGAACCGUGAUGAAAUCGAUAUUCUGUGGGAUGCUAAAGACCAGUUCCCAAAGGACUUUAGAGCAGAGGUACUCUUUUCGGAUGCUGAUACUAUUCCAUCUAUUAUCAACACAGAAGUGGGAAGUGAAGAUGGGAAUGAGACAGAAAGUGUGUCUCCCGAAGAGUUUUUUGAGGUAGAAGAGAUUUUCAGCAAUUUAGUUGAUGGGCAGGAUGGGAAGGGAGUCUUUGAUGCUCAUGCAGUACCAGACAGUAUGCCAGAUGACGAAAUUGAUAAAAUAGUAUGGAAGGACGAUUUGGAACAUCAUGCAUUUCAAGACUGUGCAUCAGAUGAUGGGAAUCAUAAACAGGAUGGGAAGGUGGAUUCUAAUCAUCAUGCAGUGAAAGCCAUUGCUUUGAAUUGUACGAAUGAGAUAUUAGGCUCCACACCAGUGGUUGCUGAUGAGUCCAGCAAUGGAGAAACCAAGGCAGGAACUGCGGAUGUUCGUGGAAAGGAAGAAGAGGAGAUGGAGGAUAAACAAGGCAGCAAUGACACUUUAACUCAGAAGAUGUUAGAAGGGCAGGGUUCACAGCAGAAGUUGGGUGCUGAUAUCUCUAGACAAAAAUCCGAUAAAUCACUCUCAAUGGGACUGAAGAAACAGCCAACUUCCAUCUCAAAACCAAUUGCAGAUUCAAGUGUUGCCAAACAAAAAGUUAAGCAGCAAGAAAAUCAGGGCCCUCUGCCUAGACCAGCAAAGCCUAACACGGUAUCUAGGUGGAUCCCUCCUAACAAAGGAUCUUACACUAAUUCGAUGCAUGUAUCAUAUCCGCCAUCAAGAUAUAAUAGUGCACCACCUAUACUUGCCCUAACAAAGGAUUCUCAGUCUGGGGGAAAAUCGAAGGCGCCUACUACUGCUGCUGCUGAAGCUUUGGUUCCAACAGAUGAAAUUCCUGAAACAACUACAAAUAGAGCAGACCCUUUACUAGCCAAAUAUACAUCUUGCCCCCAGUCUUCAGAUGCGGCAUGCUCUCUUUCCUUGAAUUCACCACUAUCAGACCCUAGCCCACAAAAACUUGUUCCCCCUAAUCCUCCUCCUCCUCCUCCUCAUCUGAAUGGGUCUUUACAUGUUGUUCCCUUGGAACACUCCGUGACAAUUCGGCAGGCAGUAAAAUCUGAGGCCACCCAACCCCCACCCCCUGCUCCUCCUCCGCCUCCUCCUCCGCCUCCUUAUACUUGGAGCUCUUCCUCGUAUACUUCAUCAUCUGCUUUGGUUUUGCAAGUAGGAGUGACAAGUUUGUCCUCCCCUCCUCCUCCUCCACCACCACCUCCACCACCAUCAAUAUCACCACCUCCCACUCGAAAUUCAGUUUGGACAACCUCCGUAGGAGCUCCAUCACCUCCACCUCCGCCCCCUCUGCCGGUGAUCUCAAGGGCAUCGCUUCAAGCAACCCCUCCGCCUCCACCACCUCCUCCUCUCCCUCCACCUUCCACUUCAUCUAGUGGGCUGAAUGUUAGGGGUUUGCCACCUCCACCUCCGCCACCUCCGUGGACAGUUGGGAUUUCUGCAUCUACCCAUGUGACAAUUUUAGGUUCUCUGCCGCCGCCCCCACCACCCCCACCUCCUACAUAUGCAUCCUCUUUGGUGAAGCCUGUUGGAGUUGGAGUGCCUGGUCUGCCUCCCCCACCGCCUCCACCGCCGCCCCGACCUCCUACACAUGAUGCUUCACCUCUGCCUCCACCACUUCCUCCCUUACGUGGAGUUCCUUCUUCUUCUCCUCAUCCUCCUUUUGGUUUACAUGGCGCUCCACCUCCACCACCUCUACCUCCUCCACGGAAUGGGCCUCCAUUCCUAUCCCCUCCUCCUCCGCCACCACCUCCUCUGCGUGGAGCUCCUCCUCCUCCGCCACCACCUCCAAUGCGUGGAGUGCCAUCUCCGUCCCCUCCUCCAAUGCAUGGAGUGCCACCUCCGCCUCCUCCUCCAAUGCGUGGAGCGCCUCCUCCUCCACCAUCUCCAAUGCGUGGAGCACCUCCUCCUCCACCAUCUCCAAUGCCUGGAGCGCCUCCUCCUCCACCACCUCCAAUGCGUGGAGCGCUUCCACCUCCACCACCCCCUACUACAGGUGGACGAACUCCACCACCUCCCCCAUUGAAUGGAGCACCACCACCACCUCCUCCACCUGGAGCUCGUGCGCCUGGUCCUCCUGCACCACCUGGUCCACCUAGACCGCCAGGAGGUGCACCUCCCCCCCCUCCACUUUUAGGUGCUAAAGGAUCAACGGUAGAUGGAAGGGGUUUGCCUUCAGGAAGAGGUCGAGGGCUUUCACGAUCUGCUGGAAUGUCGCCUGCUUCAGCACCUCGAAGAUCUACCCUAAAACCACUGCAUUGGAGCAAGGUAACAAGGGUACUGCAAGGAAGCUUAUGGGAAGAAUUGCAAAGACAUGGAGACCCUCAAAUUGCGCCAGAAUUUGAUGUGUCAGAACUUGAGAGUCUAUUCUCUGCCACAGUCCCAAAGUCAGAUGGCGCCGGAGGUAAAUCUGGAGGGCGACGGAAUUCUGUUGGAUCUAAAACUGAUCGAGUCCACCUGGUUGACCUGAGGAGAGCCAAUAACACUGAAAUUAUGCUCACAAAAGUUAAGAUGCCUCUCUCUGACAUGAUGGCUGCAGCACUGGCAAUGGAUGAGUCAAUUUUAGAUGCUGAUCAAGUGGAAAAUCUUAUAAAGUUCUGUCCUACUAAAGAAGAAAUGGAACUUCUUAAGGGCUACACUGGUGACAAGGAAAACCUGGGGAAGUGUGAACAGCACUUUCUGGAUCUCUUGGAUGGGUGGGAUGUUGAUGAUACUUGUGCCAUCCCAUACUAUUUGAACUCUGAUAUUGAUUUGGACUUGUCUGCAUCGUUGUUGGUUGUCCCUUAG